AUGAAGUAUUUUCUAGUCAUAUCAUUAUCGAUUCUGGUAUGUUUAGCUCACUGUAAGUUUGCAAUUGAAGAAGUGGACGAGUUUGAGGAGUUUGAGGAGUUGCCUAGAACUGAACCUGACCUGAAACUGAAGGAUGACUCCUCUCCCAUUUUGGAAAAAGCCGAGGCCGAAGUCACUGUCGAAGAUGAUGACGAAUUUGAACAUUUUAACGAUGAAGAGGAAUUUGAAGGUUUUGACACUGAGAGAUUACAUGUCGAUGACAAGGAUCCUAAAAUUACCAUUGCUUCUGUACCAGUACCUUUUCAUACGAAGUGGUCGAAUUAUAUAAUGGAAACACUAUUAAUUGUUGGUAUUGUUGCAUAUUUUGCAAAUUUUUUCUAUGGUCGGUCAAAGAAUGCUCAGUUGGCAGAUAUAUGGUUUAAGACGCACAAAUCUUUAUUAGAAGAUAAUUUUUCUUUAGUUGGGGACGAUGGUAAAAUUGAAAUAGAGAAUAGUGGCUUGAUCAAAGAAACUGAAAGUACAUAUACAUUAUGGUGCAGUGGUCGCACUUGCUGUGAAGGAAUGUUGGUUGAAUUAAAAUUCAUUAAGAGACAAGAUUUGGCUUCUAUGUUGAAUCAAUUCUUGCGACCUGUUAAGGACGAAGUACAAAUUAAAGUUGAUAUGAACAAAGAAGAUAUGGAUACAUUUGUAUUUUGUGUGGCAUCUAAAAAAACAGCAGCUCGGUGUUCAAAAGAAAUGGCUGACCUUAGUGUAUUUUGUCCAGAACGUAAGCCUGGAGCCAAUUAUGGUUUGACUGAUAGUUUUAGUGUACACAGCGAAUUAGCCGAGGUAUCUUCAUCUAUAUUGGAUGCAAAGACUGUCAACUAUAUUAACAAAUACUCAGAUGUUAUAGACUGCUUACAUUUUUCUGAUAGAUAUUCAGGACUUAAAUUAACAGAUGAAACUGCAGUUCCCACUAAGUUACCAGCAGUCAAAAAAGUAUUGAUAUUCACAUUUACUAUUCCUACUGAUAAAUAUACUGAUCCUCAGGAAGCCAUUAGUACUAUAUACCCGUUAAUGUCAUUUAUAUUCCAAUGUAUGGAACGUAUAAAAAGGUUGAGAAUCAGCAAAGAGGCUAAAAUUAAAGCAGAAAAAAAUAGACUACGUGUUGAGGAAGCAUUUUUAAAAACUACUCAUGCUGCUCGGGCUGAAGCAGCCGCCGCCAGAAAAGAAGAAAAGAAAAAACUGGAAAAAGAACGAAUUUUAAAAGAGGAUCCAGAGAAGCAACGAAAGUGGGAGGAGAAAGAGAUGAAACGUCAACAGAGGAAAAAGGCACCAAGAAUGAAACAGUUAAAAGUAAAGUCUAUGUAA
This is a messenger RNA of Macrosiphum euphorbiae (potato aphid), 1350 nucleotides long. The record is from the annotation of a GenBank genome assembly. Lineage: Eukaryota; Metazoa; Arthropoda; Insecta; Hemiptera; Aphididae.